This is a messenger RNA of Cucurbitaria berberidis CBS 394.84, 1740 nucleotides long. Its product is annotated as cytochrome P450 monooxygenase-like protein. Gene Ontology annotation, molecular function: heme binding; iron ion binding; monooxygenase activity. The transcript has 3 exons. Lineage: Eukaryota; Fungi; Ascomycota; Dothideomycetes; Pleosporales; Cucurbitariaceae. The record is from RefSeq and is a predicted model, not a curated record. The coding region runs from base 1 to 1740 and encodes 579 amino acids.
AUGGCACUACUAACGGUGAUGUUUUCACUUCUCGCCCUUCCUAUCGCGUUGGUAUUCUGGACUGCGCAAUCACUCGCUCAAAACCGGGCAACGGCGAAAGCAACUGGCCUUCCUUAUCUUGAGCGCUGGAUAUCCCCAAUCAAUCCCUUCUGGUUGCUGUAUGGCAGCUCCUUCGUACGACUUUGCGAACGCAUUGGCAUUGCCAGCGAGAACUUUUCCCGCAUCUACUCGUACGGUUGGGAAGCCAAUGCGCGCGCAGAAGUCCACGAGUACGCAUCUAGCGAUGUGGUUCUUGUGGUUCAUCCGGGUGGUCUCCAACUUUGUGUAGCAGAUGCCAGCAUCAUCUAUGAGAUUCUACAAAGGCGCACCGAUUUCCGACGAAAUAUGGAGGAGAUGGCGGUAUUGAACGUUUACGGCAAGAAUCUUUCGACAACAGACGAUCAAGAAUGGCAGCGACAUCGCAAGAUGACAGGUGUCACGUUCACAGAAAAGAACAAUGAAUUGGUCUGGAAACAAUCAUUGAUGCAAGCGAAAGGCAUGUUGGAGUACUGGACGGAACGAUCUCAACAACCUAUUCGUUCCACUGCCGAAGACACCAAGGUACUCACGCUCAACGUUCUUGCUGCAGCGUUGUUCAACAAGGUGUAUUCAUUCGAAGGACGGGCUGAAGAGAGUGAGAGCUGGCACGUCGAUGACAAAUCUUAUAUGUACCGGGCUUCCCUUUCGACUAUUCUUGGCUCUAUCAUCCAAAUCUUCAUUUUAGGAGAAGAAGGCUUGAAAGCUUGGUGGACGCCUAAAUCUUGGAAGGGCGCCGCGGAAGCAAUGGUCGCCUUCCGCUCCUACAUCCUAGGCUUGAUGAAUGAAGAGCGAUCGUACUUGAGGCAAGGAAAGACAGACCAUCAACAUCUCGUUGCGCGUCUGGUGCGCGCAUGCGAGGUAGGGCAAGGGUCUGAUGAAAGUGUUGACAGGCCAGCGGACGGGGAUACCAUGAGCAAAAAGGUAAACAUGACCGAGGAAGAAAUUAUCAGCAAUCUCUUCGUGUAUGCCUUUGCUGGAAACGACACUACGGCGAUUGCACUAACCAAUUUGAUCAUUCAUUUAUCGGCAAAUCCCCAGUCGCAAGAUUGGAUUGCCGAAGAACUGCAUCAUUACACGCCCAGUGGUGACUCCGACUCAUGGGGUUAUGACAACUUCAAGAACUUGAAGCGCUGUAGCGCUGUAAUUAUGGAGUCGCUGCGGAUAUGCCACCCGCUCUCUCAGCUAGUUAAAACGACCGGCCCUACUCCGCAGCCGUUGAAAUUCAACGGCAAGGUGUAUAUGAUUCCUGCAGGAACUUCAGUGCACUGCUCUCUUCCAGCUCUUCAUUCGCAUCCGAAGUAUUGGGGUCCAGAUCCUCUUGCUUGGAAUCCGAAACAACAUAUCAUCGUCUCAAACCACCAGAACACAGACUCGUUCGAGGCUGAAGUACUGGCCCCCGACACUUCAGAGCACUUCAUGCCAUGGGCGUGGGGUCAGCGUGUCUGUCCUGGCAAACGCUUCUCACAAGUUGAGCUUGUUGCUGUGUUAGCCGUUCUAUUUAGCGAUUGGAGAGUAGAAAUUGUACCCAAAGAAGGAGAAACGGUGGAACAAGCACGAGCGAGAGCAUGGUCCAGCAGCUUGAAAGUCGACCACGAAGGUCACAUGUUACAUGAGAUGGUCAACCCACAUAGCGUGGGUUUGGUGUGGGUAAAGCGGGAUUGA